Helicoverpa zea (corn earworm) is the source of this 1618-nucleotide messenger RNA. RefSeq lists its product as uncharacterized. NCBI's taxonomy places the organism in Eukaryota, Metazoa, Arthropoda, Insecta, Lepidoptera, Noctuidae. The record is from RefSeq and is a predicted model, not a curated record. The coding region runs from base 1 to 1239 and encodes 412 amino acids. The transcript is spliced from 4 exons. Gene Ontology annotation, biological process: sensory perception of smell; detection of chemical stimulus involved in sensory perception of smell. Gene Ontology annotation, molecular function: odorant binding; olfactory receptor activity. Gene Ontology annotation, cellular component: plasma membrane.
AUGGAGACUAUCAGAAAGUUUGGUCUGCAAUACUGUGAUGUGGAAACCAUGUUGUGGAAUGUUUCUGUCCUGUCAAGAGCACUCCUACUAAAUAUUGAUGAGAGAAAUAAGAAACCGAUCCCAAUAAUCUCGUAUAUCCUGGGCAUUUCAAUCAGCCUGGGCUACUUCUACGUGUACCUCGUGUCUAUGAUAUGGUUCGUGUUCCACCGCUGUGCAGCCAAUGGCGACCUGUUGGCGGCCAUUGUUGUUUUUUCACUGGGAGUCAGCAGCGAAAUUGGAACUGUUAAGCUGAUAUUCAUGUUUUUGCAUAUUGGUACGGUCAAGCAGAUAGUGACAGAAUGCCUGGCAUGCCAGGCCACUGUGGUGGCUGGCAGUCGUUUUUCCAACAAUUUGCUGGCAACACUGAGAGAUGUGAAGAAGAGGGCUAUGGUAUUCUGGAUAGUUAUAAUUGCCAAUGGCAUCGUGUAUGUUGCUAAACCUAUCAUUUUGCCCGGGAGACAUUUUUCUGAAGACUUGUUUAUAUUUUAUGGUCUAGAACCAAUGCAAGAGAAUCCAAAUUAUCAAAUAGCCUCCGUGUUACAAGCUGCUGGAGUUAUCUUUACUUGUUACCCGCCAGCCACCAUCACGGCGUUCCUUAUCGUCGUCUCCGGCUACGUAGAGGCACAAAUGCUAUCACUCACUGAAGAACUACUGCAUCUCUGGGAAGACGCGGAGGCAGAUUAUUACAAAACGAACCAAGUCAUCAGUGUUUUAGAUUAUAACAAAGAAAGAAACCUUAAAAGCAAAGCUGUUAAUGAGUACGUAGAAAAACAUCUGAAAGACAUAAUCCAAUCACAUGGGAGGAAUAUUAACCUACUGCAUAAACUUGAGCAUGUGUUCAGCGGAGCUAUUGCCUUAGAAUUCUUGUUACUUGUCAUUGGUCUUAUAGCUGAACUGCUGGGAGGAUUAGAAAAUACUUACUUGGAGAUACCAUUUGCUCUGAUGCAAGUGGGUAUGGACUGUUUCACUGGUCAGCGAGUCAUGGAUGCUAGUGUGAAGUUCGAAAGAGCAGUCUACGAUUGUAAAUGGGAGAACUAUAAUUUGUCUAACAUGAAAAUCGUGCAGACAAUGUUGCAGAGUUCGCAGAAGACUAUGAAAUUAUCUGCGGGUGGUAUCAUCAUGUUGAGUUCCAGCUGUCUGAUGCAAGUCAUCAGGUCGAUAUAUUCGGCGUACACGACGCUGAGGUCGACUAUGAAGUAGUUGUACUUCAUAUUAGACACAAAUGAUAGAAUAGUUCAUUAGUAAAAAUUGACUAUAGCAAUAGCAUAGUGUAGACUAUAGACUGAUAUCCCUAACUUUAAAUAAGUUAGAAAAUUAAACCUUUGUUUUUGGACCCUGAACUGAACCUUUGUAGUUGAAUAUAUCGGACAAUAAUUUACUCAAAUCGGACUGUUGGUGAUUCGGUAAAAGCUAUGUAGCACAAGUUUAAAAACAAAUAAUAUGCAACACAAUAGUCGAAAGAACAAAUUAUUCACGAUAAUAACGUAGCUGACAAACCAAUCAAACAGUAGAUUGACGAUGACAGACUGCAAACAAAUAGAUUGGUAAUUAUGAUUGUGAAGAAUGAGUUCACCGCCAU